This is a messenger RNA of Tinamus guttatus (white-throated tinamou), 1518 nucleotides long. Lineage: Eukaryota; Metazoa; Chordata; Aves; Tinamiformes; Tinamidae. The record is from RefSeq and is a predicted model, not a curated record.
CGCUGCAAGAGUUACGAGACAUCCCUGCUCUCUACAUUCCUUCCUUGGCUGAAGCUUUUGCUUUUCUCUUGCAGAACUGUAGCCCUGCCCCUCAGUGGCAAACUGGGUGUGAGGGACAAGCUGAGACCAAAAGCUCAGCCCAACCCCGUGCUGGAAAUAUUCUACACUACCCGCUGCAAGAACCCAAAAGAGGGCGAGCUGAUCAAUUUAGCCAAACAGUGCGACCUGCCCGUCCGAUCCGUGGAGAGGUGGUUCCGGCGCCGCAGGAACGCGGCCCGACCGAGCCUGUCCAAGAAGUUCUGUGAGGCCUGCUGGAGGUUUAUAUUUUACAUCAUCGCUUUCUUCACUGGACUUGGUGUCCUGUAUGAUAAGCCUUGGCUUUGGGACCAUAGAGAGUGCUGGACAGGAUAUCCACAACAGCCUCUGCAGCCGUCCCUGUUCUGGUACUACUUGCUGGAGCUCUCCUUCUACUGCUCCCUGGUCUUCACCCUGCCCUUCGAUGUGAAGAGGAAGGACUUCAAGGAGCAGAUAGUCCAUCACGCUGCAACCAUCUUCCUCAUCAGCUUCUCCUACUGUGCCAACUACAUCCGCAUUGGGACGCUGGUGAUGGUGAUCCACGAUGCCUCCGACUGCAUCCUCGAGCCAACUAAGAUAUUCAAUUAUAUGAAGUGGAAAAAAACUUGUGACUGCCUCUUCAUGAUCUUCUCAGCUGUUUUCCUCAUCAGCCGUCUGGUCAUUUACCCCUACACAGUGCUCUAUAACACCUACUAUUACUCCAUGGAGAUAUUCCAGCCCUUCUUUGGGUACUACUUCGUGAAUGUUCUUCUGAUGACCCUGCAGCUGCUCCAUGUCUUCUGGUCCUGCCUGAUUAUCCGCAUGGUCUACAAGUUCAUCCUCCAGGGCACGAUGGAGAAAGAUAUGAGAAGUGACACAGAUGAAAGUGACAAGGAUGAAGAAACAGAAAAGAUGAAAGAAAAGGAGAAGAACGGGAUCACAUAUUUCAGCAACAUCACCAGCACCAACUGUAUCCAGAGGAACGGGGCCCAGCAGCAGAACAACAGAACUCAUCUCACCAAUGGCCAUGCCAAGGACAGAUAGCUACUGCUCCACUGCUCUUGGGUCUGCUCUGUAACGAAUCCAGUCACUCGUCCUUAGAAACAGUUUCGCUCAUUGUGUAGAUAAAAAGGAAAGCAACUCUAGUAUCAUAGCUCAAUUCCUGCUUCCUGUAAACAGAAGUGUAUAUGGGCACUGAUAUUUGAAGGAUAUUUUGGUCUUUCUCUAAUAAAAGUUUUCUAUGAGUUUUAGCCUUGAAGCAGAUAGCAAGGGAUCAAAGUGGUUUGACUUGUAUUAGACAGUACCAUAGUUGUUGUUAAAUAUGUUAAUCUUGAAAAUUACUCAGAAUAGUGGAUAAACUCUGGCAAUUUCAAGUCUUAACUGCCUAAUGUUGUUUGGAAGGAAUUUGUUUAGCCUUGACCAGCCUUUGGCGGUCCUGGUCCAGUGCCACUAAUGAUUAUGGCU